Molecule: messenger RNA, 4607 nt
Organism: Epinephelus moara (kelp grouper)
Lineage: Eukaryota; Metazoa; Chordata; Actinopteri; Perciformes; Serranidae
Product: voltage-dependent L-type calcium channel subunit beta-4-like
Exons: 14
Coding region: 207-1373 (388 amino acids)
Biological process (GO): regulation of voltage-gated calcium channel activity; neuromuscular junction development; chemical synaptic transmission
Cellular component (GO): voltage-gated calcium channel complex
Molecular function (GO): protein binding; high voltage-gated calcium channel activity
Source: RefSeq, a predicted model, not a curated record
AACAGCGCAGAUGCCGCCGGAGCUCCACAUCCCAAUGAGGCGCUGAGCAGCAGCCGAGCCGUUUUCUCUCGCGUCUUGUGGAAAUGUUGGGACGAGGCGCGGUGCUCUGUCUUUAGUUGAUGCCUUUUACCGUAAAACAAAAAAAGACACUGUGGUUUUUUUCACCCAAGUUGGGCUGAGGUGACCGAGAUCCCCGUUAACUGCGGAUGUCCCUGACCAAUUCAAGCGUCUUUCUGCUCAACGAGGGUUCAGCCGAUUCCUACACUAGUCGACCCUCGGAUUCCGACCUGUCCCUGGAGGAGGACCAGGAGGCGUCUCGGCGUGAAGCCGAGCGCCAGGCUCAGCUGCAGCUAGAAAGAGCCAAGUCCAAACCAGUAGCAUUUGCAGUGAAAACCAAUGUGAGUUACUGUGGGGCCCUUGAUGAGGAUUGUCCGGUCCAAGGUGCCGCUAUUAACUUUGAAACCAAAGACUUCCUGCACAUAAAAGAGAAAUACAACAAUGACUGGUGGAUUGGUCGGCUGGUGAAGGAAGGGGCAGACAUCACUUUCAUCCCGAGCCCAGUCAAACUUGAAGCCAUGAGGAUAAAACAAGAGCAGAAAGCAGCAGCAAGGAAAGGAGGGAACGCUUCAUCUGGAGGCUGGAGGUCCACCCCGCCAUCUGCAGCCAAACAGAAGCAGAAACAGACUGAACAUGUUCCUCCAUAUGAUGUGGUCCCUUCGAUGAGGCCGGUGGUGCUGGUGGGCCCCUCACUGAAAGGCUAUGAGGUAACUGACAUGAUGCAGAAAGCCUUGUUUGACUUCCUGAAGCACAGAUUUGAUGGCAGGAUCUCUAUUACACGGGUGACUGCUGAUCUGUCACUGGCGAAGCGCUCGGUGCUGAACAAGAAGGCCAUAAUGGAGAGAUCGAACACGCGCUCCAGUCUGGCUGAGGUCCAGAGUGAGAUAGAGAGGAUCUUUGAGCUGGCCAAGUCUCUCCAGCUGGUCGUCCUGGACGCAGACACCAUCAAUCACCCAGCACAGCUCCUCAAAACUUCUCUGGCUCCCAUCAUCGUCUACGUCAAAGUCUCCUCUCCUAAAGUCCUUCAGAGGCUGAUCAAAUCUAGAGGGAAGUCACAAAGCAAACACCUCAAUGUCCAGAUGAUGGCAGGGGACAAGCUAGCACAGUGUCCACCUGAAAUGUUUGAUGUCAUCCUGGAUGAGAAUCAGCUGGAGGAUGCAUGCGAGCAUCUUGCAGAGUACCUGGAUAUCUACUGGCGUGCUACGCAUCUCCCCUGUUCUGCCCCUGUUAACCCCUUACUGGACCAAAGCGUGAUCACCCCACCCUCAGCUAACUCCAGCCAACAGUUUUCUGAGACUCAAGAGUUGAUAGAAUGAUCACUACCAGAGACAAAGGAAGCCUGUGCUGUCGGCUGGGGUCAGACUAGGAGGUCAUAGAGCACAGGGACCAGGGCGCCACCAGGGGGCAGCAGCAGCCCUCAUCUCUCCAAAACCAGCCACCACCUUCUCUGGCCUACACCCAGACUGAAGAGGAGAACAAGAGCAGAGUCCCUUGCGAGAGAGAAAGAGCAGGAGGCUGGUGAGCUGGAGGAAGAGGAGACACGAAAGCAGGGAGAGGAGCAGGAGGAGGAGGGAGAUUCGGAAGAGGAGCCUCCACCUCACUGCUGCCCCCUUGGGAAGAGCUCCCUGCCCCCACCUCCACGCGACAACUCAGGGCCGCUUUCUACAGCUGCACGCCUACUGGUAACAAAAACCAGUACAGCAGUGCAGUCACUGCACGCCACCUUCCCUCACCCUCCCUCCCAACCUGACCUUGUCCCCAGCUCCCUGCUUUCACACAGGAAGUCACACCCCCCUCCUGGCAGAGCUGAGCCAGCCCAUGUGUGAUCAGACACCCAGGGGUGGCCGUCCAAGACACACAUAGGCUAACUCAGCUCACGUUGUAGGCAAAUUAAACACCUGUGAAGGCAGAGUAUGUUAGCAUACAGAACUGUAGCAUAGCAAUGCUAUCAGUAUAACACACAAAACAAACAUGAGUAGCUUCCCAUCAUAGGGUUCCCAGGGUUUCCUCUCUGAUACACCUGGCUUCCCCCUCUGGCCAAAGAGUGCAGAGAGCGACAGAAACCCAAGUCCGUAUGUCCUCCAUCUCCACAGCUCUCUGUGAGCUGAGAUUCCAGUUUAACCAAAUGUUUCCUCAAAGGCACAAUCGUUGAGCAGAGUCAACAUGGUCUCACCUGUGUUGACAACGUUCCUCUUCCUUUAGCACUUGCGUUCUCUUUUUGUUUAUCAAGUAGCCUUUAUUUCCUUUUAUUUAUUUAUUUUUUACAGUAGCUAUCUAUACUACUAUCUAUGAUUCAUAUCUUGGCUCUUAGUAAAGCUGAUCACAUAUCUGUAACGCAACAGUGAUGCAAAACUCAUGCAUGACAAGCACAUACUUGCACAUCAACAGUCUAUAUGCAUCUUCUGUCACAGCUGUGAAUGUAUAAAAGCUGGUCCAUUGUCUUAGCGAGGAUAAUUUACAAUAACUGUGGUUUGUUUGAAAAUAUUUGGUGGUAAAUCCCAUCACCUAAAUGCAAUUCAGUAUUAACCAAAAAGUGUGGCUGUUGUCAAAUAUGAUUUUUUUAUUUUAUACUAAAAAAAUUAAUUAAAAUUCGUUCCAGACGUCAUGAAAUUCAGCCUCAGGCUUUCAGUUUUGGCACACUUGGUAUUUAUUAGCUGUUUCACAUCAAACUGCUUCUGUUUUUAAAGUAAAACUUAAAGCCUGAGACCGAAAAAAUGACUUUGUCCUUUUUAGGAGAAACCAUACUUUUCAAAACAGAUGUUGCACAAACUGCCAUUGGCUGUUAAUCAUAUUAAGGAGAACAAAAUGAUAAAUUGUGAGAGAUUCAACAGGUGGACUUGAAAACACCUCAUCAAGUAGAUUUACUGUCAAAUUUCCAAAGACAAUAGACGCAUAGGUUAAUAACACAGUUAACUGUUACCUCAGCAUGUGUGCUGAAUGUAAUUCUCGGUGAUGUUAGCACUAAAGUACGCACAUCAACAGCAGUCAGGAAAAUCUGCAUUUUUUGUUUUGUUUUAACACAUCAGUGAUGUAAUUUACAUUUCACACUUCACUGCUGCUCAGUGGUGAAGUGGUGACUGGAGAGGUGGGUGGACUAUAGACAUCAAUGGAGCUUCAGAAUGAAGUGAAAAAGGAGUUGCAUUCACCCUCCACUACACCACUGUGCGAAGAGAAGACUAUAUUUCCACUGAAGAGACAUCAACAGAUUGCGAAGGGUCACUUCCUAAUAAGCCCAGUAAAUUAUCUAAUUACCUUUCGGCACUAACGGCUAAAUUCAGCAUGUGUACAGCAGGCCUAUGAGUAUAUGGAGGGUGACCUCUGGUGGUGUAGUUAUGUUACACUUAUAUCCACCACUGCUUAUUUCUCUGCCCGUUGCAAACAAGACAUUUAAUAAGCAUCCACAUUCACUAGUUAUAUAUACAACUUCCAGUCGUAGGACUUAUUAAAUGUCUUUGUUGCAAAUACCAAAAACUUCCAAACUUCACAUGGCCACCCACCGUCUCUUCUGUGUUAAUUUAAUCAUCUACUGGCCUCCAUAUCGUACAGUACUCACAAAAACGAAUGCAUCUUAACUGAGAUUCUCUACAUUCAUGCAUCUGCUUUUACCAUAUAAACUAUAGACUUCAGCUGACAUACCACACAUGUAAAUAAUCUAAUGUAUGUGCAUGACAUGUUGUAUUCCUGUUUCAUCAGAAGGGCUUUUUAGGACCAUCCUCACAUGAGCCAUUCACUCUUCAGAGUACAUAAUCAGUCACAUAUAUCAAGGCUUAAUUGUACAUACUGUAUAUUCAAUAUGCAGAUAUUAUUAUUAUUAUUAUUAUUAUUAUCAAAUUGCACAGAAACAAUAAAUGCUGACAGGAAGUAGAAGGGUUUUAGUCACAGUACACAACUCUAUACUCAAUGCCUCAGAAAGCAUGUGUUUAUCUGUAUGUUCCUCUCGUUUUAGAAUGAUGCACUGCAGUUAUUUAGGACCACCGUAAAGUUUGCUUACACCGACACCCACAUUCAUUUCUGAAGGACCAGGUUUGAGAUACAUAACUUCUACUUGACGAAACACAGAGAGCACAGUACCUUCUUUCGAUAAUAAAAAAUACAGAUUUCAACUCCUUCUAUUUGCUUAAUUUUUAUUGCAGGAAAUUUCUACAAAAAGUGAAUUAUUCUUUGGACGUCCAAAGCACAAUUUUUUACAAUUAUCAUUUCCUAUUGCGUUUCACUUGCCUAAAUUCUGUAUGCAAUACAAAGUCUAGCACUGACGAGACACUAGCUGAGACUAUCAAGGUAUCUCCUCAGUUAUGAUGGGGUAUAAUUGCACUACUAUCAUUUAUAUGUCUGCUUUACGAUGCAAUAAAUGCACUAAACGUUAUGCUGUACCCACCUCCAAUACCGAACAAGUUGUCUGGUCUGAUGAUGAUGUCAACAUUUCACGUGGUUUCUGACAAGUCGACGGGAUAAAUGAUAUCCAACAGUGUCUGAUGAUGAUGUGUACAGGGUGCAUUUGUCUAUAGCACAUUUGAAAGAGGGGGUGAAUAAAACACAAACAACAUUUAAGU